Messenger RNA from Seminavis robusta, 3565 nucleotides. The record is from the annotation of a GenBank genome assembly. NCBI's taxonomy places the organism in Eukaryota, Bacillariophyta, Bacillariophyceae, Naviculales, Naviculaceae.
CAUCUUUCUACGGUGUAAUCUCUGCUGCUUGGAAAUCAAAGGUUCAUUCAGACAAACAGUGCCAUUGAAUUGUGCCAAAGAAGACUGUCACUAGCCAGCCAGAAAAACAAAAAAGCCACAAAAGAGAGGUGGAAACCAACCAUGGUCUCUCUGGUCCACAGCAAGAACCUACUCUUAGCAGCCGUGCUGCUGCUCCCUUUUCUCCUCCUCACCGACGCCAAGACGUGCUUGAUGGUAUACAUGAAUGCCGACAGCGAAAAGAGUUUUUUCCUGCAAGAUGACUAUCAAGAACUGAUUCGGGCACCUGCCAUUACUACUCAGCAUGGGGUUCGCCUCUGGGUCUACUUUGAUGCCUACAAUCGAAAUCCGCAAACACUGCCAGAUACCGUCAAUACCAAUGGCGACUCCAUCGUGGGACCCUUUGCGGGAAGUCGAUACAUUACCUACGACACAACCUUGAAGGUCAUGAGAAUUGACCAAGAAUUGGGAGAACAGAAUUCCGACACUAUCGCAUCGAUGCAAUCGUUUUUGGCACACGCGCUUCUCGACUGCACGCGCAGUGGCCACAAUGAAAGCUUAAUGGCCACCUUUUCGGCCUACGGAGGUGGCUUUGCAGGAUUUGGUGGGGAUCAUCAUCGUCAGUUGUUGCAGGGCAAUGCCGGCAUUGCCACGGCCAUUGCCAAUGCAUUGGGUGCGACAGCCGGCAAGGACAAGUUGGAUGUCCUUGGUUUUGAUGGCAGCCUCAUGAUGGCCGUGGAAGCGGUGGAUGACUACGCGCAUGUGGCGAGAACCAUUUUGGCCAGUGAAACGGUCGUGCCGGGGCAAGGAUGGAAGUAUUCGUCCCUCAGUGGCAAUGGCACUCAUACACAAGCCGCAGAUCUCGCACAAGACAUUUACCUUAGUUACUUUACACAGGGAGGAGCCAUUCAAAAGACUCCCAAGUCGCUGUCGAUGGUCGACACGGCAAACUUUCCCACCUUUAUUCAAACUUGGGAAGCAUUCGCGAAACAGCUCUUGUCCGUGCUGCAGCAAGGAGAUGACACGGCUCGUGUCUUUGUGUGGCGCGCACGAGAUACGGCCAAUGCGUACACCGGUUUGGCGGACUCGUUGAGUGGAUCGGUAGAUCCCUCCAGUCUUGACAUUGGUAGCUUUCUGGAUCAAUUCAACACCCUUUGUCAACCAAGUGGUCCUUUUCGAAACACCUUGCAAGCAACCCAAGACGCAUACGACAAUCUAUUUAUUGCCACCCGAGUCGGACGGGGAAGCCAGGCAGGGACCGGGAUGCAUAUUCUGUGGCCCACUCAAACAUCCUACAAAUCCAACCCGCCGUUGUGGAACAAGAUAUUGUAUGAGAUUGAAAAGUACAAGACGAAAAUCACUCCCAACUACCAUGCUCUGUUGCAGUACAUUCUGUCGGAUGCUGUCCCCAACAAUAGCAGCACGACUAUGGACGGCACUACUUCCAUUUGUAGUCAAUCCGCGACUAUACAAUCCACCAGAGGAGUGCGAGGACCGUUUCAAAACGGGGAACUGAUCGUCAGUGAUGCAGGGUUUGUGAAUUCGGGAGGAGCUUGGGAUCUUUCGGCAGACAUUUCGACGGACGUGUCUCAGGUUGCUGUGAGAUAUGGAGUGAACUACACUUCGCCCUUGAAACCCAUUCUGUAUCAGAAAGGAUACGAAAACUACGACGGAGAGUACAUGUUCCUUCUCUAUGGACAAGUCCAAUCCAACUACAGAGGCUCCACGGUUCAAGGACUCUGGGACCAGAACUUUUAUGUCUUGAACAUUACCAACGUGGGAGAAGUAGAACCUGUCUUUGUCUUUGAAAAAGGCAAUGGGGCCAUGCAAAUCCCGGCAUUGUACUUUCCCGCCGACAAGACAGAUGAAGUCAGCAAUCUGCAGUAUCUCGAUUAUCUCUUUUAUGACUAUGAAUACUGGACAGAGCAGGGCGCUCAGUUCGCCUUUCUCACAUUCUCGGUAAACGGGGUGGGUCGAAUCAACAAUAAUUUGGCCUUGUAUGUGGCCGAUCAAGAAAAGGGCGGCGUCUUUGGGGAGAAAAGUCGAGAGGUGGGUGGGUACGUCGUACCGCUCACUUACAUGGACUCGUACGUUCAAAACCGGGCUUUGACUAUUUUACCAGGAGGCUUGAAUCAGAGAAUUUUUGAGUGGAAACCAGAUUAUGAUUAUCGGAUAGAUACAGUCAAAGCAACUGAGAUUGGCAAGUUUCUUCCCGACAUUGACAACGUGCUCGUCAACCUUAUCGCCUCUGAUGGUGGCAGACGCGUGGAGGUGCGGUAUUUUGAUGCUCUGAAGCCUGGUUCCAACAGCUCGGCCUGUCCCUUCCCACACGCGGAAUUCAGAACAUGCCAUGCUGAGAGUGAUGGUACUGCCGAUGGUGGUGAGGGCUCCGACGCAAGAACAUGUGGUGUAGGAGUCGUCAUGGCCAGCGUCAUUAGCGGAUUGUCGGCACUUGUUGGCUUGCUGUGAGAAUGUAGAAAGCCAACUUUCGAAGAACAAGUUACUUUGCGGCGGUGUCUUACAUGCCGUACAGCGAGUUCACAUCAAACCCUUCAGGAGGUGGAACCAUGGGGAUGUAUUUCCAUCGUUUCUUGCAAUAACCCAAAAAUGCAUCGGGCAGAAAUUGCCCCUCUGCAGUCGCUGGCUCCACUGCCCUGGCCAGGAGCUGUUCAAAUUCUCUGCGCGUCCGGAACCAUUCGGCAAACAAGAGGUGGCAUGUGGUUCGAUUGGUCAAGUUUUCCAAUCGAUACACGUGGGCUUUGUCUCUUGGACGCCGUGGCUUUGGGUCAAUGCAUUCCCACGGCUUUUUACACGCGGUGUAAUGAACUGUCUUGGUGUCCGCCACCGGUGUAAUGCGACAAUCCUGGCAAGCACUAUACUCGAUGGUGUUGUUGGUAAAAGUAUAACCUUCAUGUGGAUAUUGUCGACAUUGCAUGUGAAAUUCCAUUGCAUGAGGACCCCUCCAAAGCACAUCGGCUACGACCUGGUUGUAGAUGCAUGGAUUCAAUGGAACGGCGUGACCAGGGUAGAUGAUGUCAUACAUGUAGGCAGUAGCUCCUUGGUAGGCCAUGGCUCCUUGGAAUCCACCAAACCCUAAACCUCCCCAUCCAAAUCCAUUACCCCGACCUUUGAUGUAGUCUCCCUCCGUGAUAAAGUCUUUGUAUUUCUGAAAGAUUUCUAGACUCGGCCGAGCAACCAGGAACCCACCCUGGACGCCUUGUCGCAUCUCCCAUGGUUGACUGGAAGUCACGUCUUUGGUGUAAAAGGCGUCGAUUCGAUCGGGCAGAGGUUGCAGAGGAUAGGACAAGUGUAGAUUGGCGCGUGCAGCUUGGCCCUGUGGUGAGUCCUUGUCAUAAAGCAUGCUAUCAUAGAGUUCGUCCAAGGGUUGCAUCACCAAUACGUCCAUAUCCCAGUGAACGCUGAUGGGAUGAUCGAGCAGAGUGUAAGCAUACAGCUUGAUGAACCUGUUGUGAGUAACAUAGAAUAGCAGAUGUCACGGACAAAAACAAGGAGUCAGGCAAAAUGAGACGGAUCCCGUAUAGCAACC